Molecule: messenger RNA, 1836 nt
Organism: Canariomyces notabilis
Lineage: Eukaryota; Fungi; Ascomycota; Sordariomycetes; Sordariales; Chaetomiaceae
Product: eukaryotic translation initiation factor 3 subunit F
Exons: 2
Coding region: 225-1346 (373 amino acids)
Biological process (GO): translational initiation
Cellular component (GO): eukaryotic translation initiation factor 3 complex, eIF3m
Molecular function (GO): translation initiation factor binding; translation initiation factor activity; metallopeptidase activity
Source: RefSeq, a predicted model, not a curated record
CAUCUGGCUGCAAAGCGAAAAUUCGAGGUCAACAUCGGGGGCGAAGGUUGAAAGAGAAAGAACGGAGACGGGAGGGCCCAAUUUUGCUUGUGACGACUCUCCCCGACCUCCGAGACCCGCCCAUUCUUUGGUUGCUCCCCCAUAAGUCGUCCGCAAUUUUUCAAGUAAAUCGCGGUACGGACCAGAGCCGCGAUCGCUGACCAGUCAUCCAACAAAAGAAAAAUAUGGCUGUCGACCAAGAUCAGUUCGUCCACCUUGCCAGGCCUCUGGCGCCGACCCUCCUGGGCUUCAGCGCCGGCAAUGCCCCGCUCACCGUGAACAUCCAGCCGCAAGCAGUCUUCUCCGUCAUCGACCACGCCGUCCGGCGCGACAUACGGGACACACAGUCGACGAGGGUGAUUGGCGCCCUGGUGGGCACGCGCAGCGAAGAUGGCAGUGAGGUUGAGGUGCGGAGCACCUUCGCCAUUCCGCACACGGAGAACGAGGACCAGGUCGAGGUGGACGUCGAGUACCAAAAGAACAUGCUGGCGCUGACGCUCCGGGCGUCCCCGCGCGAGACGCUGCUCGGUUGGUACACGACGUCGCACGAGCUCAACAGCUUCUCGGCCCUCAUUCAAAACUUCUUCGCCUCGCCCGAGACGGGCACUUUUCCCCACCCGGCCGUGCACCUGACCAUCUCGACCGAGGCCGGCGCGCCCAUCGAGACCAAGACGUACGUCUCGGCGCCCGUGGCCGUCUCGCCCGAGCGCGCGGCCGAGUCGUGCCUGUUCAUCGAGGUGCCCCACCGGCUGCUCUUCAGCGACGCCGAGCGCGCCGCGCUGGGCACCGUCGCCGCCGCGGCCGAGUCCGAGACGCGCGCCGCCCCCGUCGUCAGCGACAUUGAGAGCCUCGCGCAGGCGCUCGAGAGCGUGUCCGACAUGCUGGACCGCGUCUCGGGCUACGUCGGCGAGGUGCUCGACGAGGAGCGCGACGGCAACCACGCGCUGGGGCAGUACCUCAUGAACGCGCUGUCGCUGGCGCCCAAGGUGUCCAACGCCCAGAUCGAGCUCGACUUCAACAACCACAUCCAGGACGUCCUCAUGGUCUCGUACCUGGCCAACACGAUCCGCACCCAGAUCGACCUCGCCCAGCGGCUCGCCACGGCCCCGCUCAUCGGCGGCGACAAGGAUGGCGGCGAGAGGAGUAAGGAGGGCGGCGGCGCUGGCGGCGACGAGGGCGGCAAGCAGGAGAGCGGUGGCGGCGCCGGCGGGAGAAGUGGCGGAGCCAGGAGAGGCAAGCAGGGCGGUGGUAGGCCCGGUGGGCGCGGCGGUGGUCAGCAGAGGGAUUCGCGGGAGAAUGGCGAGUAGAAAGGGUACACUUAGGGAAGAGGAAAAAGAGACACUUGAAAGGGAGAACAAGAGGACGCAUUGGGACUAUCUGUUUGUGUGUUUUGUCAACAGCAGGCGAUAUAUCCCAGCCAGUCUUGUCUUUGUCGGCUUACAUCCUCUUUAACUUUUCUACUCUAGGAGUUGUAUCUGCAUGCAUGACGGCAGAACCAUGGAAACGCAGACAAAGAAAGGUGUUUCGCUUGGAUCAGUCUGGCCGGUGGCAGUCUGCAGGAACACUGGCAUAGAGGGCAGCAGGCAGGGGAGGGAUGCACUUGAAGAUUAGAGGUGAUUGGAACCUUCUAUCCUAUGAGAUGGCAGAGUAAGCGCAUCAGGCGCUAGGCUAGAGCUCAAAAAGUAAGAGGUAUCGAGAUGACGACCACAUGAGUGAAAUGGUUUUUGCUAUCCUUUUUGUAUCUAUUCUCCACAUCAUAACCUGAUGUGGGUAUCGUGAUCGAAACUAUAUCAUAUU